Amphibalanus amphitrite is the source of this 1871-nucleotide messenger RNA. RefSeq lists its product as uncharacterized. The record is from RefSeq and is a predicted model, not a curated record. The coding region runs from base 264 to 1871 and encodes 535 amino acids. NCBI's taxonomy places the organism in Eukaryota, Metazoa, Arthropoda, Thecostraca, Balanomorpha, Balanidae. The transcript has 2 exons.
ACCGCUUAGGUACUUACUUUUUCGCUGGAUAAUUGGUUGUUCGCAGCAUAUACCUACAUUUGUUGCAAUAAAAUUAUUUAAUUAUUGACAAGGCUCAGGCGCUUCCGUACCUAUGUAAAACGACAUUACUGUGGAAUUGUCUAAGUCUCACUUAUUAUGUCUAUGGUGGCCCAUGCCGGUCUACCUAUUUCGCUGUCUGUAUUUUGCGCUACCCGGAACUGUUCAGUGUCCGCCGUUGCCGUCUGUUGCGACGUGGCAGGUGGAUGGUGACUAGAGGUCCGAUGCAGUUUCCCGACGACGUGUUCGAGCCAGAGUCACCAGACGAGGAGCAGGACGUCACCCAGCUCUACAGCAGCUACGAGCAGUACGUCGCCGCGCAGGUCACCCUCGACGACCUCUUCUACCUCGAGGAUCAGGACCUGGCUGAAGUAAUCAUCAAGCUGGGCUAUCGUGGCAGUGGCGGAGUGGUGAUUACUCCCGAACACUUUCAGAAGAAUCAACAACCAACAACAGACGGAAAAACGCACUCUGAAACGUCUUAUUCCUCGCUUAUGGCAACAUCUUCGUCAGGUCACAUCUCCUCGGACCAGAGUUUCAAACGAGGGGCUCGCGGUCUUACCACUCCGACAGCAGUGAGCACACACUCCGAGGAGCGCGGAGGUCUUCCAAAGUCGCCCCGUCGCGUGAAGACUUACACACGCUCGUCGUCGGAGCCGCUGGUCUCUCGUCUGGUCAGGCGAUGGUCCUCUCAGGACACACUGUCGUCUCCUCUGAUAUCAGCAACAAAUAAUUGGCAGGAGAGUCCGUCAGAAACUGCUAAUGAACGCCAUCCCCGACCAGAGAAGGUUCGUGCAAAGGUGCCGAUGAUAAAAGCGAAAUCAAGCUACGAAAUAGUAAAACAAAGCUCUCAGUCAAAAUAUGCAUUUUUGCGUAAAAACCACGGAGGAGGAUUUGUCUUGAUGGACCAGAAUCUUUCGCCGAAGGAAUAUCAAAGACAAUUUCCGCGCCAACGGCGGUUCGGAAACCACAAACAAACAAAAAGCGGUAUGAUGAUGCCUCAGACCGCGAGCAAAGUUGCUACGGCUCAAAUAGAUGCUCAAGACGCAAAUGAGCGACAGGCAUCAAAAAUCCAAACAGGACUCGGAUACAAUUUUCUGGCCCUAAAAUCGCACGGCUACAGACUGUGUUCAUUUGAACACCUUCCUGGAUGUGCUGCUAAGCCAGCUGAAACGCGCAGUGAUCACAGACGGGUUAAUUUCAACAUUCAGUGUCAGGAGCACGAUAAGCACCCGUUUGAAAAUCAGCCAGGCAGCUCUCUGGUGCAGCCAACACCAGUGGGACUUGUAACCCCCGCUGGUUCAUCAGAUUCAGAACAGGGCCGGGUAAAGUCGGCGGUAUACGACGGACGCCUCGAUCACGAAAAAUGUGUCACUGGGCUCGGCACCAGCAUACGAAACCCUCGCCCUGGUGUAACGUGUCCGAGCGGCAGCCGGUCACCCGUGAGCAGUGCCGAUCGCGUCCCCGCUGCUAGCGGCCCCAAUACCACUGAGAGGUGCGGCAGCGGCCGCCAGCGCCGCCACCGGGACAAGUUCGCCGGCUGGGGGCUGUCGGCGGCUCCCGGCGAGGGUCCGACUGCUCCCGAUGAGGAGCUGGCGCGGCUGUGUCUGACGGUGCACAGUCUGCGGCUGCCUGCCGGCGCCGAGCGGACGGGAAGGCUGGCCGGACCGCCGCCGCCGGGCCCCGGCCCCACCCGUCUCACCGUGCCCCGGCCGACCACCGUCACCGGCCACCGUCAGGCUGAGAGGCAGCGGUCGCUGGUGUCUACCUACACCCACACCGCGAGGACCUCGGCCAGCGGAGCGCGGCGGUAG